Siniperca chuatsi (mandarin fish) is the source of this 6607-nucleotide messenger RNA. RefSeq names its product mitogen-activated protein kinase 4 (gene mapk4). NCBI's taxonomy places the organism in Eukaryota, Metazoa, Chordata, Actinopteri, Centrarchiformes, Sinipercidae. The transcript is spliced from 9 exons. Gene Ontology annotation, biological process: cell surface receptor signaling pathway; protein phosphorylation; intracellular signal transduction. The coding region runs from base 1543 to 3717 and encodes 724 amino acids. Gene Ontology annotation, cellular component: cytoplasm; nucleus. The record is from RefSeq and is a predicted model, not a curated record. Gene Ontology annotation, molecular function: MAP kinase activity; ATP binding.
GAGAGAGAGAGAGAGAGAGAGAGGAUGGGGAGAGAGGAGACAGAGAGUGUGAGAGAGAGAUGGCUACUUAAUCAUCCAUGGUGCAGUGUGUGAGUGUGUGUGUAGCCACUCAGGUCCGGAAGAUGUAUCUGAAUCGUGGUCCCUCUCUCAGAUCACUCCUCUGAAGCGCGGACAGUCGCCCACAAUAACCGGCUCUAUAGCAGCCUCCGGGUUAUCUCAUCUCGGCGGAUCGCCACCGGUGCCGACCCGUAUCGGCUGUUCCUCCCGUAUCAUCUGAAUCACACACAAGAGAGAAAUGCGGUGGUGUUUCACUUUCUUUGCUUCCAAGGGCCCGUAUCUGUCACAUCUGUUCCCCGGAUCUUUGUUUCUGGACGGCAGGCUGCGGCUGCUGACCACGGCCUGUUGCUAAAAUCCCUACGUUCAUGAGAAGUCAACAGGAAGCAGAUUACUGAGGGAUUAAAUGCAUGCGCACGUAUGCACAUGCACACACAGAAAAUACCACAGUUCCAGGAUUUGACCGCUGUCCAACUGUGGAUCUCACACUGAAUGAACUUGUCUGAGUGACUGACUGAGACUCUCUCUGGUAUCAUGGACGAAGAGGAGGAGCCAACAGCGUCUCAUUGAAUUUAACUCACAUAACCCCACCUCCUUUCUCCUGCCUCUCUAUCGAAGGCUUUGGCUGGUCGAUGAGGAUUACAGACUUAUAACAAACACAGCAGAGCGUGCAGAGAGGCAGAGGAGCGCAGAGCCAACCGUCCGCCCGCUGCUGUCCCAUGAUGCAUCUACACAUGUAAGAGCAGGAUCAGCCACACAGAGGGCUGUUUCUAUGGAUACCCCUGUCCUGGGUAGUAUAAAUAAGACUCACUGAUAUUCUGACUAUCUGUGCAUGAGGAAAAUACAGUGAGAGAUUAGAAGUGCAUCCCUGCAACCUGACUACAGCAUCAAUCUUUGGAACAUCAUCAUCAAGUGUCAAGAGGAAAAUCUAUUAUUCUUAAACAUGUACUGUAGAUGCUUUACCAACACAUGUUUAAACCUGUAGCUGCAAGAUCACCGACUAAACCAAAUGUUAGAUUUCCUCCCACUUAGUUUAAUUUAUUUCGAUCCAUUCUGAGGUUCCUUUUGUUGCUCAGACUCUCCUUGUCCUAAACACCUCAAAGGUUGUGUUAACAACAGCUGGUUCAGUAAAAGGGUGAUUUAAUCAGAAUCUACCCACACAGUACCAGAAGAGGAGGUGUAGGUGGUGCACAAAGACACUUCUUAGGUCUGAAGGAAAUAACUCCCUUUCUAACCUGCUUGCAACCAGACUAGUUGUGGUACUGAAUUUGGGUCUUGUCCACAUAAGAACAGACAUCUAACAUGUACCAGCUACCUAGAGAAAAACCAGGUCUCUAGUUAAGGUUCUGGACUCACCAGCAAGAUGUAACAUUAUGCGCAUAAGACAAUAACAAAGCACUUUUAAUCUAGAUAUUGUGGGGAUUCAUCAAGUUGAGGUACCUGGAAUCUAUCUAUCAUCUGUCCCUGACACCUCCAGACUGGCUUAUCAUGGCCAGACAAGACACCCCCCUCUUCCUCCAUGGUUUUGACCUGGGUGGUCACUUUGUUGACCUUCGACCUCUUGGCACGGGUGUUACAGGCCUGGUCCUCUCAGCUGUGGACCAGCGCACUGGACAGCGUGUGGCAAUUAAAAAGCUGGUGAUGCGUGAUACCGUGACCGUGAAACACGCUCUGCGGGAAGUCAAAAUCACCCGACGGCUGUACCAUGAAAAUGUGGUGAGAGUUCAUGAGGUUUUGGCGCCGUAUGGACGACCACUGCCCAGAGACCCAACCCAGCUGAGUGCCCUGUACAUCGUCCAGGAGUGCAUGGAGACGGAUCUGGCUCGGCUGCUGGAACAAGGACCACUACACACAGGUCACGCUACUCUGCUGUUCUACCAGCUGCUGAGGGGACUGAAGUUCAUCCACUCUGCGAACGUCCUGCACAGAGAUCUGAAGCCUGCCAACAUAUUCAUCAACACAGACCAACUGCUACUCAAGAUUGGAGACUUCGGUCUGGCCAGAAUAGUCGACCCUCACUAUUCUCAUAAGGGCUAUCUGUCCGAGGGUCUGGUAACUAAGUGGUACUGUUCCCCCCGUCUGCUCCUGUCCCCCAACAACUAUACCAAGGCCAUAGACAUGUGGGCCGCUGGCUGCAUACUGGCUGAGAUGCUCACUGGACGCAUGCUGUUUGCAGGAGCUCAUGAGCUGGAGCAGAUGCAGCUGAUCCUCGACACAGUGCCAGUGCUGAGAGAGGAGGACAGGCAGGACCUGCUACAGGUGAUGCCUUCAUAUGUCUGUCAUGGAUGGAGAGUCAAGAAACCCUUUUCUGAAUUGCUGCCUGAAGUGGAUGCUCAGGCUGUGGACUUCCUUGACCGUAUCUUGACCUUUAACCCCAUGGAUCGGCUGACAGCUGAAGCAGCGCUGUCCCAUCCCUUCCUCCAGCAGUACUCCUGUCCAGAGGAUGAGCCCACCUCGUCGCAUCCCUUCCGCAUCGAGGAUGAACUAGAGGACAGCCUCAUCACCGAGCAGAGCCUCAGCAACAGCAACAGUCAGGCCUCCAGCAUCCACUGGGAGAGGUACGAGAACAGUUUAUCAACAGAUGUGUCCUGGCAGCAGUCAGGCGGGAGGUGUCACUGCAUGCCCCCUGACCACAUUACCUCUGACCUGGGAGACACCACAGAGGAUGAGGAGGUGCAGAGAGACCCCCGGGCCAGUUCCACCUUACUGUUAGAGGAGGCCCAGGUCGACCCACGCAAAUAUUCCCACAGCAGCUCAGCUGAACGCUUCCUGGAAAACUCUCACUCCUCUCUAGAACGGGCCUGUGGUUUGGGGUAUGGGGAACUGGACUGUGGCCGCUCCUGUGACUACAAAGUGGGCUCUCCUUCAUAUCUGGAUAAAAUUGCCUGGAGGGAGGGCAAGCCUCAAUACUACUCAGAGCCUAAGCUGAUCCUGGAUCUGUCUCAUUGGAAGCGUAACACUAACAGCUUCCCUGUGCCUGCUGAGCCUAUUGGUUGCAGCGUGGAGGUCCUGGGAGAAAAGGAGGAAGAAACAGAGGAGGAGGAGACGGGGGAUUUAUUCCAGGAGAUCUCUCGCUGGGUGGAGAGCACCCAGUCUCGUCUGCACUCACCCAGUCCCAGUCCGUCUUUGGAACCACGUUCACCCUCUCACUACACCUCCUCUCCCCCACUUCCUAUCUCCCCGACUGACCUCCCAACUCCAGUCUUCCACUACACGGAAGUUGUGCGGCAACCAUCAGCUGAAUAUAAUGAAGACAGUCCACUUCCACAUGUCACAUCUUCCUCUAAUUCCCUUCCCUUACUUCUCCCGUCAUCUCCCACCUCUCCACUUCCUCCUCAGUCACCUCAAAUAGUGUCUCCCCCCACCUUGCCACUUUUUCCUCCCCCAGAAUCUCAACCCCUUUCGUCUACUUCCUCCAUUUCUCAGCCAGUAAAUCAUGACUCCUUGGAGUCACUUCCUGUCAAGCAAAAAGAGCGGAUGUUCGACCUGGACGUGUUCAUAUCCCGAGCACUGAAACUGUGCAGGCAGAAUAGGGAGAAAGCAGACGGGAAGAAAGGGAAAGAGGGAGGAUGGAGGGAAGAAAGCAAACAGCCGAACAUUAACCGAAAGGUGCCCAGUCUUCCAGAGCACAGGAGUCUACCACCACAGACUCCCAACUCUUGAUUUUGAAUUUCAACUUCAGGUCCACCACAGUAUAACAUUGUAAUGAGAAGCACUUCCAAAUGCUCGUAGUGCUUUGCAUAGUGAGGCGUGUCCAUGGUUGAAUAUGCUGCUUAAAACAUUAGACCUUAGUGUUAGCAGCAGUUGUCUUUUUGUUACUAUUGCAAUGACACGCUACACGCUGUGACUAGAACCCUCACUUAAACAAGCAAUCGUGCAGCUUUGUCAAGAGGUGCUCUCAGGCAAAAACAGGUCCGAAAGCAUUUGGGUUAAAUAUAAAUAACCAUGCUUAGCAUUGCAAAUAUCAAGGAUUUGUUCUACAUGACAAUAUUGAGAAAUAAUCAGCUAAUUAAUAAUUGUGGUAUUUGUGGUUUGUCAAGUUAAAGAUGGGUUGAACUUUGACUUGAUAGCGACUUAUUCUGUGACGCAAACAUCUGCAAAUGACUAAGAGGGAACCGUCAGCCUGUUAACAAGAGUUAUCCAGGCUACUGUGUACUGGAGAACAGUAACCUACUGGAGAGGGAUCACUUGGUUUGUUUUAGAUUUGUGUUUCUAUACAAGAUCCCUUGCUGUGUGUCAGUAAUUUUUCAGUCUUCCAAUGGUGAUGUUCACCGAAUAACAAUAGUGACACGGGAAAUGCUUUUUCCAAGUUUCUCUGAAUGUAUUAAGUGAAAAAUAAUCAGUCAAGUUAUGCUACAUGGUGAACCAUAAGGAUUUUAUUUGUUGCUGUUUUAACACUCCCACAGUGACUUAAUGAGCUCUGUCACUGCUACAUGCCUUGUAAAACUGUGGUCAUAUUUAAUUCUAUAGUAUAUUUCUCAAGACUGUUGUUAAUGAUAUUCUUGUGUUUAAAAUAUUCUUGUAUUCUUUGUUGAUUGCUAGAGCACAAUUUUAUGUUAAUUUGGAGUGAGCUGUGGAUCAAUGUGGAAUGCUCUAUGGUAAUAAUUUAGGAUUAUUCAGCAAACUCUGCUCUAGUUCAGUUGUAAAUAGUUUCAUAUCCUGUCUGCCUGAUGCACCAAACAAGUCAUCAUCUGCUGUACACUUACUGAAAAAAUACUAUCCUCUUUGUACUAGACAGCCAGAUAUCUGUCAUCAUUUUGCUCACCUAAAUGUUAGCCACAGAAAGCUAUAUUGCAGACAGCAGUUACUCUGGAGAAUGUAAAUCCUUUACAACCAUUAUAGGAAGUGAUUUGCACUUAAAACUCCUCAACGCUGCCCAGUAACCAUAUUAAUAUAUGGAACAGAAAAUAACUAAAACAUAUAUUUUGAAAUACUUUUCUAUCCAACAUGUUAGACAGUAGACCCACAGAAUGUUAUUUAUUCCUGCAUUUGUUGGCUCCCUUUCAAGGUAACCAAAUCAGGUAAAAGAUACAGUCAGAUGUAAGUCAACAGAUGAUGGCUGUUGGCUUGUGCCUCUUAAUUUCUCACUCAACUGCAUCUGACAUUCACUUCACUUGUCGAACUAAAAAGCGUAUAGUGAGCAUACGGAAAUGACAUUAAAAUGAUUCUGCUGAGCCAGUGCCAAAAAGAAAUACAGUUAAAUCCAUGUGCCCCAUAUUCUGCAACCUAGAAGAAAUAGGCUUCCACCAUCCCUGGUUUCACUGUUUGACAUGAAAUGCUCUGCUGUGGGUGUGUCAUAGACUGUAUACAGUCAAUGGCUGUAUGUACACAAGGUUAUGGCUAUUGGGAAUGCCAGAGGAACAAUACUGAGUUGUAUAAAAAACACUGCCAGAAAAGCUACAACACAAAAUAAGACAUGUUUUAUCUGUCAUCGGCAUCUAAAACCCAUUCGUACUAGAAUAAUUUCCAGUUAGGAAGUAUUUCAUACCCUCUUACCUAUUGAUUUUAAUCCUCAAUCCACACCAUACAAUCUACACACAGAACACUAGUGUUACUAGCUACUAGGGUAGCAAGAGUUGCCCACCUAAGCCAUCUUCUUACAAUGCAGCAACUGUAUCUCUUUCUCUGCAGUGGAAAAGGUUGACAAGUUAACUGUUGCCUGCACCCUAAUGCUCACAUAAAGUUGGUCUAAAAAUGUUGACUUCCAUAAUACUUGCUGAAGCCAACAUUCACAGGUUGUGAACAGAUCACCACUUGCACAACACAGUAUGACUUCCUAAGAGCCAUAUGUGAACAGAACAACCUAUGAUACAGCAAAGCCAGGUAUAGUCUUUUAUAUUCACGAUAGACAUGAAGCACAUUUAGAGUCACUAGCACAUUCAGAAAUACAGGUUUUCCUCAGCGACAACUGAAACUCCACCACUGUCAAUGUUCAUUUUCAUCAAUAAUGUACCUCUAAGGUAUUAACUGUACCUGGGCUGGAUUGCUGGACUAACUGACAGAAGUGUUCAAGUUAAGAAAACACUCUGAUCCGGAGCCAUUUAUCUAUUUAUAAAUAUAGAUAGAAGCAGUGCUGCAGUCAAACUAAUUAAAAGCAGUCUAGUUUUUAACCAGUACAGGUCAUAUGAUCACAUUUUGCAUUAUACAAUUUCCUCUGCAGGUAACCUAAACCAGCAAUAACAUCACUGACAAAUAACACAAACAUACUGAAACACAUGUGUUAAAUCUCUGUGUGUGAAGCAAUGUAGAAAAUGUGCCUCAGUACACCUCAAUGCUUCCAGCUUGCUGAAUGUAACAUAUCCUCUCCCUCUGCAUGGCUUUCAUAGCUAUUCAAAUAGCUUAAACUUUGUUGUUUUUAUUAUGUGUCACUUUGUUGAGCAGUCAUAUUUCUGUGGGCUCUUAUUUCUUUUGUACUCAUGCUUCAAGGAGGCCUCAGCUGUUCAUUUGAAAACAGUUGUGAGAUUUUUAAAUGCUCAAUAUUGAUUGAUAGUGUCUCUUUUUAGCAGUUUCUGUUUUUGCUGAAAAAUUAAUAAAACACUGUUGUUUGACCUCA